AGCAAACUGUCAUAAAAGUUUGUGAUUUUGAUGGAGACAGACGAGACAUUUUUGGAAGUAAAAUCGCGAAAAACACGCAAACCAAGGUCUCCAAAAAGAAUUCUGAGCUUGAUUAAAGAUGGAUGAGGAGACAGAUAAGGAGACGAUGGAUGAAAGGUGGUUUUUAGAGAGGCUGGGACCUCAGCUGACGAAAUUUUAUUUGAAGGAAGGCGAAAACUUAAUUGGACGAUCCUUGACGUCUGAUAUUCAUGUGCUGUCAGACUUUGCGUCGCGUCGUCAUUGUAUUAUUACUCUGAGGGAAGAUUUGCUGGGCCUGGAGGACCUGGGAUCUUUCAAUGGAACCUUUGUGAAUGGAAAAGAGAUAAAGAACUGUUCUUGUGAGGUGAGUCUUGGUGAUAUCAUUGCCAUUGGGGGUCAGAUGGAUGUGCAGUAUGUUAAUCUUCGGAAAGAUGCCUUCUUAUUCCGCCUGCGGAAUGAAAGGAAGGAAAUGGAAGAAGAUCUUGAGGAAAGAGCUACUGUUGAUUUCAAUGAAGUUGCACCACAUUUAAAAGUCAUUGAAAUUGAUGAUGAUGAUGAUCAGGUAGUAAAGGUAGAACCAGAAUUUGAGGAAUCAGAACGAUUGCGUUCAGUAUCACCACUUGAGCUCGAUUUUGAGAUCGAUGAAGAAAAUAAGUAUUCUUUAGGGAUUCUGUCCCAAAUGGCGGAAGAUAUGCAAGAAGUGCAUACAAUUGAUAAAAAUUGUCGCCAGGAGAAUUUCAAAGAGCCAGAGGAUGAUGGUACUCGAGCUAUUUCUCCUGAAGUCAUUGAUCUGAUUUCAGAUGAGGAAGAUGACUUUGAAAACAAUGUGGACAAAUGGCUUUCAAAGCUCUCGCAGUCUCAACACAAGGAAGUUCUUGUGAAGACGGAGAGAACUGUUGAUGAUAAUGACGAUAUAAUGAAGUCCAUGAAAGAUGUAAGGGUUCUACUGAGUCCAUUAAAGACACCACUAAUGGAUAAUGACCAGGAGAAGCAAAUUGCAGGAGUUGCUGAAGAGGCAACAUUUAGUCCAAUAUCGUCGGACGAUGAAAUCAUUAUGCCGAAAAAAAGGAAAAUUUCGAAGCUGUCAUCUUCCGAAGGAAGCCCUGUAGAUGUUGGCGAAGUUCCUGAGCAGGCUGAAGUCAUUCCUGAUCCUUCCGCGGAGAUCUCUCUAAACAACGAUGUUUACAUGCUCCCAGAAGUGAGCUCAACAGACAAAAAUGAAGUAUCUCCAGUUAAAGAGAUAGCAGUGGAAAAUAUUCAAAUAAUGGAAGCUGAUCAAAGUCAUGCUUCAAAAAUUUCGACUACAACAGUUCCUGAUUCCAGUAUCGGUCAUCCUGUUGAACCCCACAAAAGUUCUUCUUCGUCACGUAGUUCGGGCAGGAAGAGGGGCAGAAAAAGAAGUAAGAGUGAUCGACAUCGGAAGCAUCACAAAGAUGACAAACAGAAAGAGAAGAAAAGUCUUGAGAAACCUCCCGAAAAAAGUGCUCCUACUGUCUCUGCUAGUCCGGAAAAGGCUCAGGAAUCGGAGAAGAAAAAGGUUACAGCAACCAGGAAGUUUCCAGAGAUAAUUGAUGCACCAGUAAAACCAAAGAGAGCGCAUCUUCGAGGGUUUUGCGCCAGUGAAAUGGGGAAGUCUUCCAAAAAAGUAUCACUUGAGACUGUGCUUAAGCAGAAUCCUUCUAAGGCACUUCCUGUGACGGAGGUAAUUCGUUCCAAAGAAAUUAAAGAGAUUCGCAAGGAGAAACUCAAGGAAGUGACAACGACCAAGAUUAACUCUGGUGACUGUAGAGUCAUAGUGCAAGCUCCAACCAAAAUAAAGAUAACUCGGGUCAAUCGAGGGAACUUCCUGACCGAAGAACUGCCAAAGACAAAGAUCCCUACUCGCAGGAUGAGUUUCGAUGCAGCUCUCGAGAAGGCUCAGCCAAUUGUUCCUCAACGAAUUUUAGCGAGACGCAAGAGCAUUGAUGUCCGAAUGCUAGAAACAAGUAUUCCCGAACCAGUUCAAAGUCCAGCCAUUGUGGAGAGAAGGAUUGCCGAGCCCGAGAUUCCUUAUGCAUUCCUUGGAACUCAUAUUAAAGAGAAGAAAAGGAUUGCUCACGAUGUAAAUAAGGUAUCGAAGGGCCAACAAGGUGAGUCUUCCAAAGAUUUUCUUCCCAAAUAUUCAGUUCUUCCUGCUCCAUUGGAGUCCUUUGAGCCUGAGAAAAAAUCAAAUAAAGCACCGAGGAUUUCUUUUGACGAACCUUUGGUUGAAGUUUUUGAGUACUGCCCGACACCUCCGCCACCGGAUGACAGUGAGGAUGCCGAGUUCUGCUACAGGACAUCAGAUGACAUUAUCAAUGAAGUGACUAAGUGGGAUCCAAAAUGGCUCACUAAUAAGAACCUGGAUAUUGUGGAGUUGAUAAAUGUAGCAAAGCCUCUACGAAGUAUAAGGAACACUUUUAUGGACUUUGGAAGUUAUAUCGAGACAAUGAUUCCUCUGAUGCUCCUGGAUCUCUGGGCAUUCUUGAUCAACAAUAGUUUUCUCAUAAAGCAGAAUGAGAGGAUUUUUGCACAAAUCAUUGCAGUUGAAAAUAAAGAAAAGACAUCUAUUUUAAAAAUUGCUUUGAUCAAGUACAACAAGAGAUUACCAUUCAAAAACGGAGAUUUGGUGCAGUUUUAUGUGCGAGUUGGCUUGAGGAUCGUCAGAUUCUUUGCAUUUGUCAAUGUUAUUGAGAAUAACGCAACUGUUCUGAUAGUUACCUUUACAACGUCUAAUCGGGAAGUUGAUAAUAGAAUUGUAGGACAAGUGGGAGAGAUUGAGAAUGUUGCUACAAUUUCAACUUCUCUUCGUAUGUUUGACAAUGUCUUCAGUCUGGAGUGCUCUCCUCUCUGCCUUGCAAUCCUUGAUCCCAAUUUGAUGGAUUGCGAAGUGUACAAGUUGAAGAAGGCUUUUCAAUAUUGUGGCUUUGAGACGCUAAAUGUACAUCAGAUGAGGGUUCUAGAGAAUCUCUAUGAGCAGUGCUUGAGCCCUGGGGGAACCAUAAGCUUGAUGCAGGGUCCACCAGGAACGGGUAAAUCUCGAAUUUUGGCCAAUUUGAUCAUGCAAUUGCUCUUUGGUUCAAAGAGUAGCCUGUACCAGGAAAUGCGAAUUCUCGUUUGUGCUCCUAGCAAUACUGCUGUGGAUUUAUUGACUCACAGGCUCAUUUGCUUGCGACAAUCAAUGAAUGUGGACGAUCGAAAAGCUAUUCGAAUUGUUCGUUGUGGAAUGGAUGAGAAAAUAGGCUAUCAUGUGAGAGGAUUUUCAAUGGAAGAACUGUCAAGUCGCUCAAAGAGGGAUAUGAUUGAAAAACGAAAGGAUCCAGAGUAUGUAAAUGUGUGGAAAGGAAAGCUGAGAGUAAUGGAAAAGCGUCUUGGAGAAAUGCUGUCGUACAGAAAAUACUCAGUUUCAUCAGAUAAUGCUGCAGAAAUUGAGCGUAUGCAGAUUAAAAUCAAUGAAGUGAAGGAGUAUUUGAGUGGAAGUGAUAAUUUUACCAAGUCAUUUGUGAUUGAUAGAGUUUUGGAGAAUGCCAAUGUGAUUUGCACAACACUCAGCAGUUGCAACAACUUGACCAAAUAUGGUUUGGAUGCUUUUGAUGUUUGCAUUGUUGAUGAGGCAACGCAGGCAAAUGAACCUUGUACACUGACACCUCUUCAAUUUGGCGUGUCUUCCUUGGUGCUUGUCGGAGAUCCACUUCAAUUGCCCGCAACUGUUCUCUCAAUGGAAGCGAAAGAACAUGGUCUCAGUCAAUCGCUGUUCAAGAGACUGAGCAAAACCAACACAACUCCUGUACAGUAUCUCAAUGAACAGUAUAGAAUGCAUCCGGAAAUAUGCAAAUUCCCAAAUGAAUAUUUCUACCAAAACCGACUUGUGACAAAUUCAUUGGCAAUAGAUGAGACUUUCCCCUGGAAACCCUAUGGAGUUUUCAGCCUUGAGUACACAAAUCAGAAUCAAGGAGAUUCUCAUAGUACUUCCGGCAAUGCAGUUGGAUUAGACUUUGUGUGCACUCUCCUCAAAGUCAUGUUAACAAAAGCACCUACAAGAACCUGUUCAUACGGCAUAAUAACGCCGUAUUCACAGCAAAGAAAUGAUCUCGCUGAUAAAGUCAGCUCUGUUUCCAAAGAUAUCUUUAUUGGCACGAUUGAUGCGUAUCAGGGUCAGGAGUUGGAUGUGAUAAUUAUUUCACUGGCCAAAACGGAUGGGGUGGGUUUCCUGGCCAACUCCCAGAGGCUCAAUGUGGCUCUAACGAGGGCCAAAAAGUGCCUUUUCAUCUGUGGCAAUUUCAUCAACCUCACGCGAAACGAUAUAUGGAAUAAUUUUACUGAGGAUGCAAAAAGGAGGGACUUGUUCCAAAUUGUCACAUCAGUCAGCGAGAGUGUUGUCCUUAGUUUUAUAAUGAAAUGAAUUAAUGUUGAUGCCGGGCGAUAUUUCGCUUAGGGUAAGUGUGCCAAAUUUCGGCAUAGUUGCAUGCAAGCGCCAAAGUCUCAAGUUUGAAAUGUAAUAUCUUUAAUAGAAAUUGAUUUUUUUUCAUUCCUUCUACUUUAGGAAUGUUGCUUAGAAUCUUGUAGACAGUUUAUCGUCUUUAUUUACUUUAAAAUCGUUCUUAAUAGAUUUUAAAAUGAAUAAAAAUGUAUACAUAGCUUUGGUGCCCUAUUUCGGCCACCUUCAUUCUCAUAGUUCCUUGCCCUUUGGGAAAUCUUCCAAUGUCUUUUUCACGUCAUCUCGUUUGUUGAAGCUACAUUUUUGUUAUUCUUUUGCAUUGUAUAAUCUCUAGAGUAUGUAAAAACUAAAAAAUCAUGGAAAUUCGAGGAACAAAAAAGGUGGCCGGAAUUGCAAGCUGGCCGGAAUUUGCCACACUUACCCUAUAUCCAAUGCAAUAAUUUUAAUAUCAAUAACCUUUGUUAUGAGUAUACUGAAUUAAUUAUUUUUGAUAUGAAAAUUAACACUAUUAUAAUGAGAAAUUUUGCAAGUUGAAUAUAUUUGAAUAUGAGAUUAAAA
This is a messenger RNA of Phlebotomus papatasi, 5032 nucleotides long. RefSeq names its product probable helicase senataxin (gene Setx). The transcript has 9 exons. The coding region runs from base 119 to 4438 and encodes 1439 amino acids. Lineage: Eukaryota; Metazoa; Arthropoda; Insecta; Diptera; Psychodidae. The record is from RefSeq and is a predicted model, not a curated record. Gene Ontology annotation, cellular component: nuclear body. Gene Ontology annotation, molecular function: helicase activity; protein binding; transcription termination site sequence-specific DNA binding. Gene Ontology annotation, biological process: termination of RNA polymerase II transcription.